Anoplopoma fimbria (sablefish) is the source of this 1555-nucleotide messenger RNA. It is a transcript of the gene ca12, whose product is annotated as carbonic anhydrase XII. Lineage: Eukaryota; Metazoa; Chordata; Actinopteri; Perciformes; Anoplopomatidae. Gene Ontology annotation, cellular component: plasma membrane. The coding region runs from base 1 to 1506 and encodes 501 amino acids. Gene Ontology annotation, molecular function: carbonate dehydratase activity; zinc ion binding. The transcript has 9 exons. The record is from RefSeq and is a predicted model, not a curated record.
AUGCACUUUCUGAGCUUCACACCCAUCGUUUCACUGCUGAUGACUUUCCUGGCUGUGCUGCAUGUUUCAGCUGCCAAAUGGACAUAUGGUGGGCCAGAUGGACAACACUACUGGCCAAAGAAAUAUCCAUACUGUGGUGGAGCUUUCCAGUCUCCAAUAGACCUCAAGUCAGGGCUGCUAAGGUUUGACCCAACUUUACGCCCAAUUGAGAUUCAAAACUACAACCUGUCACCCAAUGAGCAGCUAACACUUGGAAAUAAUGGACAUUCUGUGCAAAUAUCACUGCCUUCUAAGAUGCACAUCUCCAGCCUGCCUCAUCGUUACACUGCAGCUCAACUUCAUUUGCACUGGGGCUCCUCCGGUAGACUUGCAGGCUCGGAACACACGGUGAACAGUAAGCAGUAUGCAGCCGAGAUGCAUGUUGUACACUUCAAUUCAGACAAGUAUCCCUCUAUAUCCGUGGCUGUAGACAAAUCUGACGGCCUGGCUGUGCUGGGUGUCCUGAUUGAGAUUGGAGAGUUUAAUCCGGCUUUUGAAAAGUUUCUGAGGUUCAUCAACGGUAUCAAAUACAAGGAUCAGAAAGUGCAGGUGCCCGGAUUCAACAUCAGAGAACUGCUGCCUGCACGUCUGGAUGAGUAUUACCGCUACGACGGCUCACUGACGACUCCUCCCUGCUAUCCCAGUGUCCUGUGGACAGUGUUCAGGAAUCAUGUCACAAUAUCUCGCAAACAGUUUCUGGCCAUGGCAUCAUCCCUCUACUCUACUGAUGCCCAAGACUUAGCUCCCGUGUCUCUGAAUGGCAACUACAGGAGAUUGCAACCAGCUGACAGCCGAGUUGUGCUGGUGUCUUUUAAGGAGGGUAAAGGACUGCAAGGUACUCUUACAGUCACAUCUCCACUUGUGAGGAAGGGAAUUGUUCAGCAGCUGCUGGUUGGUGACCUAGCAGACCUGGCUGAUGAAGGACUCUAUCAGCUCCUACCAAGUGGCUCAGAGAAGCUCCAUGGCAAGAAGAAAGACCUCAAGAACCAGGAGAGUGAGGCUCCGGCCAAGUCCAAACAACAAACACUGAAUUCAUCCCUUUGGAAGAAGAGCCAGACCGACCGCUCCGUGGGAAAGUUAGGGCUGGCUGAAGACGCACUGUGCUUUGUCUCGCUAGAGCAGAGAGUUAGCAAUCAGCAAAUACAGGCUCAUGCUGGAGACCAGCUGGUUCAGGCGGUCAGAGAUGCAGCUUUCCCUGAGCUCAACCUCAGGAGCUACCUGGACUGUAAGUCGGACUUAGCCCUCCCCACUAUCAGACACAUUCUCCACAGACGGCCGACAGACGAAGCCUAUGAGUUAGAACACUCCCUGAAAAUAGCCUUCAAUAAAAGAAAGACUUCCCCAGCAAUCAAGCAAAGUGUGCCAGUGACAAAGUAUGGCGGUUUCUCCACUGCUACUGUUCCCAGGAAACCACACAGCCAGGGUUAUCCACAUCCUUGGCUUUUGCCGAUGGAGUGGGAAGACUAGAGAGAUUCCUGACAUAGUUGCGACUCACAUUAUGUCACUUUCUGUAGCA